Drosophila virilis is the source of this 2214-nucleotide messenger RNA. It is a transcript of the gene ytr, whose product is annotated as U4/U6.U5 small nuclear ribonucleoprotein 27 kDa protein yantar. NCBI's taxonomy places the organism in Eukaryota, Metazoa, Arthropoda, Insecta, Diptera, Drosophilidae. Gene Ontology annotation, cellular component: precatalytic spliceosome. Gene Ontology annotation, biological process: RNA splicing. The record is from RefSeq and is a predicted model, not a curated record.
GCCGACCACAAUCAGCUGUUGUGGGUAGCGGCCAUUUGCAGUCUGUUUUAGCGUCGCGGGUGUGCAGGAACGCGCUUCGUUUUUACGUUUAGUUUUUAGGUUUAGCGCGUUUUACUUAAUGCCGGUGUCGCCCCAUAUAAGCAAGACACUGCAUUAGGGAACGGCAUUUUGUAUAUUUCUAUACGUUUAAUAAACGUACACACACGUAAAAGGAUAAAAUGGGUCGCAGCCGCAGUCCCGCUUCGCCCGCACACAGACGAAGGGAAAAGGAGCGCACAGAGCGCAAAAAAAGACGCGAACGACGCUCAAGAGAAAGAGAAGCCAAUGUCAUUGGGAGCAGCAGCAGCAGUCGCCGUGACCGGGAACGUGAUCGUGAGCGUGACAGAAGCCGCAGCCGUGACAGGGAACGUGCGCGGGGCAGGCGUUCGAGAUCCCGCUCGCGUGGUACCGGCAGCAGUUCGGGUCCAUCCACAUCGAGACGCGCCACACGCAACAAUUCGGCGAGUGCAGCUGCAGCUGCAGAGCGUCCAAAGAUCAAUGAAGCUGAUCUGGAGGGUAAAUCGCCGGAAGAGGUUGAGAUGCUCAAGACAAUGGGCUUCUGCACUUUUGACACCACCAAGAACAAGAAAGUCGAGGGCAACGAUGUUGGUGAAGUGCAUGUGAUCCUCAAGCGCAAGUAUCGCCAGUAUAUGAAUCGCAAGGGUGGCUUCAAUCGGCCGCUCGAUUUUGUCGCAUAGCCGGCGGCAACUAGUUUUUCUUAUAAAUGCUACUGCUACAUUUUUUCACGUUCUUUGUGCGUCGCAUAAUGCGACGACAAAGCGACGGACCUGCAAUUUUAUGCAAUAGACCGGUUUACAAAAUUUCACAAAUUUGCCAGACAAAAUUUCCACAAUUACCACAGAACUCAACACACACACACACACACACAGACACACAUACAAAUACCUCAUAUAUAACAAGCUAGUUAUUUAGUAAUUUAAGAGAUUUGCGUUGUUUUAAAAUUAGCUUUUGCCCGCCUCGAAACACAAACAAAAGUUAAUUUUACAACAAUGGCAACGCCAACACCACCCUCCCACGAAUGUAAUUGAAAGCUCAAUGCAAAAAAAAAUGUACUAAAUUUUCGCUGACAAUUGCCAGCGAAGUGGCAACACUUGUUGCUUGCUGACAUUUGGAGUUUUUGGUAACAUUUGAAUUAGAUGUUUUUAUUUCUUUGCUUUCAAUUGCAUUUGCCAAUCUUUAAUGCACACGAUUAAUGCUUUUUAAAUAUUUAAAGUAAUUACAAUUGUUUUUGUUGUCAGAAAAUCACAUACACACGCAUAAUGCAUAAUAGUAUAUGUUGUGUAAGCAUUUGGCGUUUGCAAAAACCACAAACACAAACAUACGAAUUAACUGCAAAUCCAAAAUUCACCAUACACACACACACAUACACAAUUACUUAAAGUAUUUGAAAACAUGCACACACACAAACAAAAUAUCCCUUAACCCCAAAUAUCCUUGCUCCCCCCACAAACUUCCUCCAUACGCUGCAAUAGUACAAUUUUUACAACCAAAAAAAUAUAUAUCAAAUAUAUAUUUUAUAUAUAGAAAAUUUAUUUAUACACACACACACACCAAGUACCUACAAACCCUAUUAAAUCCCUACCGUUAAAUCGAACUCUACAAUAGCCAUAGCCAUUUGUUGAAAAUGUUAUUUGUUUAACAAUCAAAAUGUUGUAAUUUUUUUUUUUUAAAUACUCAACAAACCAACAGUUAAUUCAUGAAUCACAAGUGCCAAGUGAAAAAUAGCAACAACAAAGCAGGCAAAUUAAACAAAUUAAUGUUUAAGUGCAGACGCAAGUUAAAUAAAAAUAAGUGUAUACAACUUUUAUACUUUUUUAUAUAUAUAUCAAUUACAAUGUGUAAACAAUAGUUAUCAAUUUGGCAACAGAUAAUAUGAACUUUAAAACGCAAACAAAUUUGGCAAACUCACACACACACACCCACACACACACACACACACACACUUAUAUAGUGUCUUUGUAGUUUUAAAUAAAACGAAAUUGCAGGGAUUUUUACUUACUUAAAGCUAAUUAAAUAAAACAAACUAAAUACAUCUAAAUAAAUGUAUACAAAAAUAAAAGACUCUGAUUUGGUUAGUUUCGCUUUUCACAUUUAAGUUUGAAAAAAAAAAAAACUGUGUAAACAAAGCCAACAUCAAAAUUAGAAGAAACGAAA